Sycon ciliatum is the source of this 2337-nucleotide messenger RNA. RefSeq lists its product as uncharacterized. The transcript has 2 exons. Bases 457 to 1899 code for a protein of 480 amino acids. NCBI's taxonomy places the organism in Eukaryota, Metazoa, Porifera, Calcarea, Leucosolenida, Sycettidae. Gene Ontology annotation, molecular function: glycosyltransferase activity. The record is from RefSeq and is a predicted model, not a curated record.
AUCAUAGUAGCACUACGACCAGUACGAGCUGCUGAGCUGUCUUCAUAGUGAGUGCGUGCGUGCAGCGGAUGCUGGGUUCUGUGACUGUGAGUCUGCUGUUACUGUUAGCUCAGUACCGCCGUUCUACUACUACUAAGUAAGUUCUAGUGUUGGGCUGACGCUUGACACCCGAGAGUGGAACUAACCUUGGAACCGACAUAGGCUAGUGUCCACAGCAUCACAUCCUGCACCAGCCAGCGAUAUUCCUUGGCUCUUUGGAUCGACUCACAAUUUCACAGCAUCGUCGUAUCCGUGACGGCGAGUCUGCCUGCUCAGUGAUUGUCUUCGCCGUGCAACGUGCCGGUGACGGACUUGUUGCUCUCCUACAACUAGUACUAGUAGUACCACUUGUAGUGCAAAAGCACUAUUUGUAUCAGACGCAGCACCGCCGGGCUGGAGAGUGGUGUCGCCGCGCGGAUGGCAACCGUACACCAAGUUCGAGUGAUGCUGGUAGCAGUGGCCUGUCUGGUGGUGCUGGUCCUGUGUCCGUACAUAGCCUCAAGUGGCUUGAUUAGAGCACUGCUUCGUUGGGACAGCGUCAGUACUGCAGAAGGUGCUGAUCAUGAUAGAUAUUGGCACAGCACAGGUAUUGGCAGGGCUACUAGGCUGGGGCCCAUGUACGCCCUUCCACAAGUAAAGAACACUGCAAAGGCCCUUCCACAAGUAAUGGACACUGCAAAGGCAACAGGGGUCGGUCACAAUGCUGGACCAGUCAGUGGAAUUAGAGCUAUGAGCAACCCCAUCGCGAAUCCGUCGACAGUCAGUAGAGUAUCCAGGGAGACCCCUGGGCAUGGAGAACCAGCCACUCGCGCACCAGCCAGUCGACAAUCUCCUGGCUCAGGGCCACCCGGCGAAGCAGAGCGCAAGGCGUUUGCAUCGUAUUCCGAAAGCCUGCGCGCGCUGGGUGCGGACACCUACGCCAAGCUCAACCAGUACACGUGCAGGUUUGUUGAGGAUCACUCGGCGCCCAGCACACCUUACAACCCAACGGAUGUGGCCAUUGUCAGCCUGCUGUCCGCUUCCGUCGCCAGUCUGCGGGAACGCUACGUCCUCGGCUUGGAAGUGCUCGGGUCGUCGCUGGAAAAGCACGCUCCGAAAGACAUUCCCCGCGUGUUGAUGUUGCUGGAGGGUACACCGUGCGAUGAGCUGUGCAUUCGGCGACUGCACGACACUGGCUGGCGCAUCUGCCACGUUCCUCACAUCAAUCCGCCGCACCCGUCCGAUUUCCAGCGCUUCAAGGACCAGUUCGUCAAGCUGGCCAUGUGGAACAUGGUGCAAUACAGGCGCAUAGUCUAUAUGGACGCGGACACCCUGGCAGUUGGCAACCUGAGCCGCCUGCUCAGCACAAACGUCAGCGUGGCGUCCCGCGCUCCACUCGCCGUGGCCCAAGACAUCUCCGCGGGCAGGUGGGUGAGCGGAUUCAACAUGGGAGUUGCCGUCAUACCUACCAACCGCUCGGAAUUCGUUCGUCUGUUCGACCUGGUCACCAGCGAUGCAGUGACCUACCAGCGUACAAUGUCCGAGCAAGGAUUCCUAUCUGUUGUCUACAAGGGUCUGUGGAGGAAACUGGCAUUCGAGGACAACGCAAACCUCGCCGCCUGGUUGUGGGAUAGGGCAUUGUGGCUGAGGAAGAGGUCUGAAAUCCGCCUCGUGCAUUAUACAAUGGAAAAAGGCUGGGAGAUAACGGCGAAGUCAUCAUAUGCUGAGAUUGGCAAGCACUGGACGCAGACAAGGGACUUGCUCUGCACGAGACGAUGCAAAUCUGCCAGCACGUGCGGUCUGGCAAAACCUACAGGCUGCGACUGCAGCAAGGUUGCAGGGACAGUGUGCGGAGCUGCAGCCAGUAGCAACCAGCUGUAAGAACUGGCAGCAAACGUACUCGGAAAUUGGACCAAACGAUGGCUUUUAGUCUGUGACCGUUGUUUUUUAGUCUUAUUUUUUUAAUAAAAGGGCACAUGCCUGUCUAUGGAAGAGAGCAGCGACAACAAGAAAGAACACAGCGGACUACAAAGGGCGUUAGGUGUCAUGUCAGUAUCCCGGACGCCAGUCCUCCUCCACCCAGGGCCAUAUUCGCGGGGAUUGGAGAGAGUCUCAGGUCUGCUCUCAAGGCCAGUCAGGUCACUCCUAUUCUGAACUCAGUCUGCAGUGUGUUGCUGAAUGGCCGUGUAUAAGGGAGGUAACGUCUCUAUCGUGAAUACAGUUUUAAAUAUUUGUGGAAUAUUCUGGAAUUUUGCUGAGACCCCUCAUAACCCUGGUGAUGUCUGCAGUAACUUGUGCUUCGUUACAUUAUGUUAUCGC